Messenger RNA from Scaptodrosophila lebanonensis, 8191 nucleotides. It is a transcript of the gene px, whose product is annotated as AF4/FMR2 family member 4. The transcript is spliced from 13 exons. Lineage: Eukaryota; Metazoa; Arthropoda; Insecta; Diptera; Drosophilidae. The coding region runs from base 1373 to 7708 and encodes 2111 amino acids. The record is from RefSeq and is a predicted model, not a curated record.
GCAAAGUUCUAUAAAUACGCUUCGCCAAUGCAAACUGAGAGUGAAAUAUAGUGUAAUUGCAAUUGUGAUUAAAUAAAUGAAUAAACCCGCAAACUGAAACAGCAACAGCUUACGAACACGAAUGCAAACGCAAAGGCAAACAUUUGGAUAAGCGCAGCCGGAGCUCCAUGUUGGCGCCGUUGUCGCUGUCGCCGUCAGCGUGAGACGGCAACACGCCGUAUAUUUGUUAACAAGAAAAAAAAAAACAAUUGCAAUUCGCUUUCUUAAAGUUUCGCGUUGAGUGCGAAGAGAAAGACGCAAGGCCAGAAUAAAUUGUGAUUUAACGCGUGGCUGCACUUACAUAUAUACAUACAUACAUAUAUUGCAGCCAGCUGGCCACCGCCGUGGUUGCAGGCACAACAUAGUGAAGUGCCUACAUACAUACAUAUUCGUUGUUGUGUUCUUGUCGACGUGGGGGCAGCGAGAAAAACAAUCGGAUCCUCACGUCGCUGUCACCAGAACUGUCGUUGUCAAAUGCAGCUUUAAAACGCACUAUGCCGGCGGCACUGUACGCCAGCAGAGACCGACCACCAUCAGAGCCACCAGUGACCAUGAAGCGAAGCGACGCGACGCUCUGAAUUCUGUGGAUGCUUACAACAAAUACCAAAAAAGUUUUAAAUCGUAAAUGUGCGCAAUAAAAAUUAAACGCAUUUUGCACGUACAUACGAAUGCAGCAUGACAUCAAAAUCAACAGCAACAAGCAGUCACAACAGCAACAGCAACAAAAACAACCACAACAACAAUAAUAGCAACAACCCGUUCUAGUUAGUUCAACGCAUAAAACAGCUGAAAUACCAGUCUUUAAAGUUCUCCAACUCAAUCCAGCCCAACCCAACCUAACCACCACUACCAACACAUUAAUUAAAUUCCAUUUGUGCUCUUAAGCUUUAAAAGCUAAAAGGAAAUAAAAGAAAGUAAAUAAGCAGAGCAGUGCAAUUCAAUGCGUUUGUUCGUUCGAUUGUUGAGGAAAGUGCCUAAAUGUGUUUAAAUGAAUUUAACUUGCCCGCGUUUGACGUCACUCGCCAGCGCGUUCUUCAUCUGCCCGCUGACCGCUUUAUUCGAUUCGCCUCGCCGCCAUCUCGAUCUCGACCAGCAGCAGAAAAAACGGCUACGGCUUUACUUUUAAUCGUUUCGCGCGCAUCUUAAAUGCGUUUCGUUUACAAUUUUUUGUUAGCUCCUCGUGCUUGUUGCUAAUCGCUAGAUUUGCGUCCCAUCGACCAACCAACCAUUUGGUGCUUGGAUUACACAUAUACACACACAUUCACACACACAUACGCAAUCUGCAUCGCACGUCUUACCCAGCGCCAACAUCUGGAUUAUCUAAUUUCAUAUUAUGGAAAAAGCGAAAGCCUAUAUCAAAAAUGAACUCCGUGGAGGCAGCCUGCCAACGCAAUCCGAGCCAACGACAACACCACCGCCAUCAAAGGUUCAAGGAGCCGCAGAGUUGAUGCCUUCGCCAGGCGCCGCACACCGCACGCUGACGCCGACCGAGCAUCAACAGCAGCAGUAUAUACGAAGUCACCAGCAGCAGCAGCAGCAGCCACAACAUCCUUCUUAUGUAUCGCAGUCGUAUUACCAGACGGCACCUGUGAAGGCGCCACUGACAGGUCGAGUCUCUGCGCCACCGGAGCACAUACCGAUCUGUUAUGUGUGCGGGGGUCAUGGUGGCUACGAGCCGCUGCGUGUACGCCCUAACCACGAGCGGCCUAACGAGUCAUAUUUUCCGUUCCUAGAGCGUCACGAGCCGCCGAAUGGUGUGCCCAGUGUUGGCGCUAACCAGCUAUAUGUCAUGGCCUGUAUGCUCUGCUAUCGCUCCCUGAACGAGCAGUGGGACUCCUAUGAGCGCCAAAAGAAGCCACUGUUGCAGCGCAUCUACCACAUGAAGCGUGUCGAUGGGAAGGGCUAUAUUGGCGCGGAUGUGGCCACGCAGAGUGAAUAUGCCGCCCAGAUGCUUGGCCUUAGUGCCGAGCAUCUGACCCAGAAUGGUCUCAGCGAGCUGCAAAAUGCUGCUGCUGCUGCCUCGGCCGGCUACACUUCGGCCGAUCCCUAUGCCCUGGUUAGGCACUACGGCGGCCCACUGCCAUCGAACGCACGCGGAGAGUCACCGCACCACAGUACCUCAAGAAAUGGAUCGCCGGCGCCCAGCGGUGGGGCUGCAGUCGACUAUUAUCCUCGCAACUUAACUCCGACUAGUCGCAACUCAGUCGUACACAAUAAUCACAAUGCGAACAGCAACGACAAAUACCUGAGCCGUCCCCAGUCUCGGGACAUGCAGAUGCCCUCACCCUCUUCUCGACCGCCGAGUGCCACCGGUGCGGGUUACGAGCAAAGCACAAAAUCUUCCAGCUUUGCUCAUCACAAGUUCAAGCUCAGCCAGCAUGCCUACAGUGCUGCUAGUCCUGGCCAACCCCAAACCCCAUACGGCUCUAAUCCGCCUUCCUCUCCGUACCAGUCGCAGUCUCAGGCACAACAACAACACCAGUACCAUCCUCAUCAGUACCAGCAGUUGCAGCAACAAACUGCCGCCUAUCACAUGCUCCAGCAGGCAGCAGCCGGCACGCCCGAUCAUCAGGCCCUCUAUAAGGGUAAUCCCUACAAUGCCAUGCCCGUACGAAGUCCGUCGGCUCACAUGCCGCAGCCUCCAACCCUAGAGGAUGACAACGCCACGGUAUUGGAUUUGAGGCACUCCUCGAGCGCCAGCAGUGGCCAAACCGCUCGUACAACCGCAGCUCCUCCGCCAGUGUCGUCGACUAAUAACCAUGGCUCUCCUGCAGGCAGCCAGGUUGAGGUCGGCAUCCUCGAUCUGUCGAUGCCUGACAAGAACUCCAUCACUGAGGUGUGCUACGUCUGUGGCGAUGAACAGCGACGCGGAAGCCUAGUCGAACUGAGCACGGUGAAGCCUAAAGAUUCACGUGAUCGCCAUCAAGCUGCCUAUUUUCCACUCUUCAACGAACAGCAUCCGCGUCCGGCGCGCUCUCGGCCAAAGGACCCACGCGGCAUGAUUCAAGCAUGUAUGCCUUGCUACGAGGAUCUCAUGCAACAGUGGAAUGCUCAUCAGGCGUCGCACACACCGGAAGCGGAGCGCUCCUAUACCCUGCGCAAGCGGCCCGUGCCGGUGACAGAGCGGACGACAUUCGUCUGCUAUACCUGCGGCUGUGAUACGCCGUCCUCACAGCUGAGGCUCGUCUAUUGCUGUCCAAAUGCGGAACGGGAGCCCUACUAUCCCUUCAUCAAGACAAUGAAGGUCUACAAAAACGCUAGUCCAAUUAGUCCUCAGGGUAUGGUGCAAGUCUGUGCGAACUGCAACGAGAAACAUGCCAAUUUGGCCGAAGGCGGUGUGCCGGCUGCUCCACUCUCCAACGCCGUGGUCGGAUCUCCGGGUGCACCGCAUCAUCUGGACUCUGGUUCGACGUACGGUGCCGGCGGAGUUGUAGUCAGUGUCGGUGGCAAUGGAGUGAACAAUGCAACCACAUUCGCCGGGCACAAUACGCCAUCAGAAAAGUCACUCGCCAAUUCAGAUUCUACGAGCAAUGUGCGCUUUAAGCCCUACGAGUCGAAUUCAAACAACUCCAAUUCAAAUACCGCCCGAGACUUAAAGCAAAUAAGACGCACCGACUCUAGACCCAGCUCGCCAACCUCUACGCAGGGUCCCAUCGAAAACGGCCAUGGACAAUAUCCUUGUUCCAUUUGCAAAGUGCUUUGUGCGUCCAACAAAAUGGAAUGGCUUUCCACGAGUGCCGAGCACAUGAACUCCCAUGCGAUGCAUUUUCCUUGCCUAAAAGCCAGCAACAACAGCAACGGAGUAAGCAACAACAACAACAACAAUAACGAACUGAAUAGCAAUCGUGUACUGGCCUGUAAGGACUGCGUCAAUUACUUGGCGCGUCAGUGGGAGACAAUGGACGCGGAACGUGUACCUUUGGAGCACAGAAGAUACAACAUUCCAUCGCCCAUGAUGUCCUCAAGCUCACCGAAUGGAUCUCGACACGGCGCCAUGAGUAUAAACACUCCGCCCUCAACUCCGUCAAUAUCAUCAUCAACGGCUGCUAGUACUUCAAUAUAUUGUUUUUUAUGUGGCUUGCACUCAGAUUUAACUCUGGCCAGAAUCCUCUAUGGCAGCAAAGAGGGCUCAAGGCCAUACUUCCCAUUGUUGUUAAAGCACAACUCCCUACCAAAUGCUGAGCAGCUUAGGAACAAUUCUGCGUUGGUGUGCACUUUCUGCUAUCAUUCCAUGUUGAACCAAUGGCGAAAAUAUGAAGCCCAGAGUCCAAGUCUGAGUCCAGCGGACAGAAAGUACAACUGGCAUGAUUACAUUUGUCACCUUUGUGGCAUAACAACAUACAGAAAACGGGUUCGGGCGUUACCUGUGAACGAGUUUCCAUUUGUAAAGAAUCGAAAGAAUGACGACGGUCUUCUCUUGGAGAAUGGCGAGUAUGCCGUUGUGUGCUUGGAUUGCUAUGAAAGCUUAAGACAACAAGCUUCGCAACACGAUCGCUUUGGAGUACCCAUUUCUAGGCGGGCCUAUAAUUGGGUGCCCCAACCACCACCUCCGGAAGAUAGCCCCGACGCUGCUGUGGCCAGACUUCCCUGUGGUGAACGCUCUGAUAGAAUUCUUAUAAGCAACGCUCUCAGGCCCAUUCCAAGCAAAAAGACAACUUCGCCGAAGCAGUACGAUAAGUCAAAAGAAGUGCCUCCCAAGGCAGGACAAAAGCGACCCGCCACCAGUCCGGCGCCUCAUAUACCUGUGCCCCAUCAUCUGCAGACGCCGCCAGGUGCUGCUGGCAGCGGAAAUGGGGCACCACCCCCGCCGCCCACUAGUGCUCUGUUGAACCACGCCCUGCCAGCCAACCACAUUGGUGGACAGUCGCCUUCAUCAGCGCUGGCUGUUGCCCAACAGCAACAGCAGCAACAACAACAGCAACAGGCGCAGCAACAACAGCACCAGGCACAUCAGCAGGCAAUGGCUGCGGCGGUGCAACAGCAUCUCGUAGGUGUGGGUGUUGGUGUGCCACCCGGCGCCAUUAAUGCCAGUGCCGCCAAUGCGCGCGGUUCCUUUGCGGCAGCUCUGCGAACUCUGGCAAAACAAGCGGACAUCAAAGAGGAGGACGACGUAGGUAGUGGGGCACGUGAGCGAAGCGCACCACCCGGUGGGGGUGGAGGUGUAGCCCCGCCUUCCCCUGCAGUUAACCCAUCCAAUUCGGCUGUUCGCAGUGGUAUGCAACUGCAGAACGAACGUUCAGUCUCUGGCGCUGGAGGCGCAACCGACGAGCGUACCGCAAAUAAGAAACGCUCACCACCCUCACCACAGCCGCCGGAGAAGAUAGCGCGAUUGAGCCAUACGCCGCAAGCAGCUAGCAUUCAGCCGGAGCUUUUGGCACGCAGCGGUUUUCAGCCCUAUCGGUCCGAUGAACGACUCAUGCAUCCAGCUGGCCCCUUUCCACUCGAGGCUUACUCACAUUUUGCCGGCUUGUCCGGCAUACCCCCAGCAUUUCUGAAUCCAGGCAUGCCGUACUCCGAUCCUUUGUAUUUGGAGCAUCGAUACCAACUGCUACGUGCGGCUGGAGCUCAUCAUUCACAUCCACACGCUGCUGCGCUUUAUCCACCAAUGCCCUCGCCUUACUCCCAUCUAUAUUCAAUGAUACCGGGCGCAGCAUUGGGGAUUUCGCCAGCGAUACACGAUAGGCUAAAGCUGGAGGAGGAGCACAGACAACGGAUGGCGCGCGAGGAGGAGCGUGAGCGCGAAAUGCAUCAGCGCGAGAAGGAGCGUGAGCUGCGGGAGCAACGUGAGCGAGAACAGCGCGAAAAGGAGCAACGGGAACGCGAACAACGCGAGCAACGCGAGAAGGAGCAGCGCGAAAAGGAACAGAAAGAAAAGGAAGCACGUGAACGUGAAAUGCGCGAGAAGGAGCGGGAGGCGCGGGAGCGUGAACGGCAACAACUACUUAAUGCAUCGCAUCACUACUCCAACCAGUUGUACUCCCCGCUAAAUCGAAACCUGCUGGGCUCCAUGAUACCGCAUCUGAAUCUUGGCCUACGAGGUCCACCGACGGGUCUACACGGGCUACCUGGAAUGUCUCCUUAUCAUGCGGCCAAUGCUCAACGACAGAGUCCUCAUGCGGCCAUGGGCCUUAACCUGGGCUUGCCCGGACUGCCGGGGGUAACCUCCUUGGGUGGUCAUGGGCCACCCAAUCUGCAGCAUCAUCUGCAACAGGCGUUGAGCUUGCCCCAUCCGGGGGCGGCUGGUCUAACCCAUCCCGGCUUUUCGGCAGCGGCAGCACUUGGCUUAAGCCCGCAUCCGCAUAGUCUCAAUCUGAGUCACCCACACAUCUCCCCGCACCAUCCAUCCAUGUCGGCGGCGCACCAAUUGCCGCCACACACCUCCUCAGCAGGACCGAGCACAACGGCCGCCUCGGCGCUAACGACCUCGUCGUCCUCCCCGCACAACAGUCUUAAUCUGACGUCGAGUGGGGCUCAGCAGGCGCAUGCAGCAGCAGCCGCAGCUGCCGCCGCAGCGGCUGUUGUAUCGCUACCCACCACAAUGAGCAGCAGCGUGACCGCCUCAACAUCGACACCCUCAUCGCACAUUCCGCACUUCUAUCACCACGGCCAUCUGGCAGCAAUGCAUGCUGCCGCAGCAGCAAGUGGCUUGGCACCAGCUGCGGCUCACCAGCAACCCAUAUCUUUGGCUAGCAGCUCUGGAGGCACCUCGCACUCACACUCGCAUCCUACUUCUCCGACGAGCUUAAAAAUAUCUCCGCCGGUAACUGCGACGGCUGCUGCACUGGUGAAUAGUCAGAAUGGCCAGAAUCGGACAGCUAGCAGUCCGCACGCGAUGCGUCAUCAUAUUGCGGCUGCAGUGGCUGCAGCUCACCAGUCGGCGCUGAUUGAGAAAAGCGGCAAUGCGACUUCAUCUGCCAAUGUCGCACCCUCGACCCACGAGCCGACCACACUUGACUUGACAGGUUCCAAUUCGAAUUCGAGCAACCAAACGCCGUCCAAUGCGAGCAGCAGCAUGCCUAAUCCGCACGAGCUCAACGGCGUAGAAUCGAAUGGACCGACAGACAACAAGGAGCCAAAUUCUGGCAAGGAUGCACCGCUUAAGAGUGUGACACCACCAGUGGCAACUUUGGACAAAAAGCCAGCCACACCUACUACCGCCAGCAAUAACACCACAGAGAAGACGUUAUUGCCGGAUAGUUCUCCGGAUAAUUCCUCGCGGCGUAGCGCCAGUCCGCCAUCGGAGACGAAUACAUCGUUGUCCGCUAGCGGCCCACCUGCAGCAGGUAAUAUCAGUGGGGAACAGCUAGCAACCCCAAUCGCUUCUAAAAUACGACCCCCCAAGUCCUCACCGUCCCCGGUGAAUACGCUGGCCGCUAUACCUGCGGAUGCACCGACGGGCCGUGGCUCGCCCAGACCUUCCGCUGACAGCCUGGACGAGAAGCACGGCAAGCUGCCCACAUCGCCAGCACCUGCCGGGGCUGCUGACUCACCAGACACGGUGUCCGCCUCGGGCGGAGUUACGUCCACAACAAGUGAAGCCACAUCUCCGCCCGUGGUCAGCAGCAGCACAAAUGUGGCCAGCACCGCCGCACUGACCGUCUCGGUUGGCGACGAAGUCAGCACAAGUGCCACGCCCACUGUUGAAGCAGUGGCGUCCGCAUCUAAAUAAAGAGGAUAGCCCUACUGACCAGACCAGUUCCCCCUUCAUAUACAUACUAAACACACAUAUAUCUCUGGGCUUGUGUCUCAAGGGCACUUCUACUACUACAUACAUACAUACAUACAUACAUACAUACAUACUAUAAAUAUAUAUUGUUCAAUUAUUACCUUCGUUAAUUUUAAGUUUUUAAAGAGUUGAUGUAUCGUAAACGUAUUGUAACGUAUUUUGAUUUAUUGAAUCGGAACUAGUUCACAUCUACCUUCAGUAAACUUAGCUAUGAGAUAAUAAUUUAGUUGCUAAUUCAAAUGUUUAUUUAUAUUAUUAUACACUACAUUGUUCAAUGAAUUGCAAAAACCUAGAGAUUCAAUUUAAUAUUAUUAUCAUUAUUAUAUUAUUAUUAUUAUUAUUUCCCAUUACUUAUUACAUUUUAUAUAAAUGUGAAAACAUUAAGUUAGAAUUGUCGAAAUAAAACAUUUUCUGUUUAUAAAUUGA